UGCCUCCCUACAGUCAGGAGCGCCCAACUUUCCUCAGGAGCACACGCUGCGUGCCUGGACCUCUCUACACCACAGGGACUUUGUUUCCAACUGCUUUUUUCCCACGAGAUGUCGAUUGUGGUCUUGCGCCGACAGUAUCUCCUCGCCUCGCGGUCUCGCACAAGAUUGAACUAGAGAAACAUUUCUUUCCCUUUAUUAAAAAAAGAACUGUCAUUUUCUUAUUGUGCGCUGACAACUCCGGGGCCAAUAACCACGCAGUGUGCACACAGGUACAGACUGCCCUCCUGAGCAGGGACCGUCCAGCAGCAGCAGCAGCAGCAGCAGCACGGGGAUUUUCUAUUGUUAUUGAUUUCAACUUGGAGACGAAAGUGACCGAUCUGUUGGAAUUGAUUUGUUCAAUGACUUGCAAGGUUGGAUCUGAAGUUAUAUUCGGAGAACUGCAACAAUAAGAGAUUUUUUUGGAAAACACUCUGUGUGUGCUGCAGGAGGUUGGUCCACCAUGCAGCUGGACGGUCUGUGGACGGUCCACGCCCUCCUGGCACUGUCCGGCUUCGCUCUCGGGAACCUGGUGAGCAAUGACCCAAUGGCCGCACCCCGCGUCUUUAUCUCCUUCAAAGAGCUGAGAUCCACCGGUACUGCUCAUCACUUCGCCUACCUCCUAAACACAUCCGACUACCGGAUCCUCCGUAUGGAUGAGGACCAUGACCGCAUGUACGUUGGCAGCAAGGACCACAUCCUGUCUCUGGACCUCCAUGACAUCAACAAGGACCCACAUAUCAUCCACUGGCCAGUGUCCGAACGAAGACGGAUGGAGUGCCUUGUGAGCGGGAAAGACGCCAAUGAGGAGUGUGCAAACUUCAUCCGUCUGAUCGAGCCAUGGAACCGUACUCAGCUGUACGUCUGUGGGACAGGAGCUUACAAUCCAGUCUGCACCUUUGUCAACCGUGGACGCAAACCUCAGACAUCCCUGUAUCUGCAGAUGGCCCAGGCCAGAGGAAGGGCUAGCCGCGCAGCUGAACCCAGCGCGGUGCACGACACACUUGGACUAAAGGAAGAAAUCUUCCAUUUGGAGCCGGGUAAAGUGGAAUCUGGGAAAGGAAAGUGCUCCUACGACCCGAAGCUCAACAGCGUGUCAGCUUUGAUCAAUGGUGAACUGUACGCUGGGGUCUAUGUUGACUUUAUGGGAACAGACUCUGCCAUUUUCCGUACUUUGGGAACAAAGACUGCCAUGCGAACAGAUCAGUACAACUCCAGAUGGUUAAACGACCCCACUUUCAUCCAUGUACACCUCAUCCCUGACAGCGCAGAGAGAAAUGACGACAAGCUGUAUUUCUUCUUUCGGGAGAAAUCCUCCGAGAUGGGCCAGAGUCCUGUGACCCAGUCGCGUAUAGGACGCAUCUGCCUGAACGAUGAUGGAGGCCACUGCUGUCUGGUUAACAAGUGGAGCACCUUCCUGAAGGCCAGGCUCAUCUGCUCAGUGCCCGGCGCCGACGGCAUGGAGACGCACUUUGAUGAGCUGCGAGACGUUUAUAUACAGCCAACACAAGACACAAAAAAUCCUGUGAUAUAUGGCGUCUUCUCCGUCUCUGGCUCUGUCUUCAAAGGCUCAGCAGUUUGUGUCUACUCCAUGGCAGACAUCCGCAUGGUCUUCAACGGACCCUUCGCCCACAAGGAGGGUCCCAAUUACCAGUGGGUGGCCUACACUGGGAAGAUCCCCUACCCUCGACCCGGCACGUGCCCUGGAGGUACAUUCACCCCUAACAUGAAGUCCACUAAGGACUAUCCAGAUGAAGUGAUUAACUUCAUGAGGAAUCACCCUGCCAUGUACAAUGCUGUGUACCCGAUACACAAGCGCCCCCUGGUGGUUCGGACCAAUGUGGACUAUGAGUUCACCACCAUCACUGUGGACCAGGUGACAGCUGCAGACGGCAACUAUGAGGUGCUCUUCUUAGGAACCGACAAGGGAACAGUUCAGAAGGUCAUCGUUCUGCCCAGAGAUGACCUGCAGACUGAGGAGCUGGUCCUUGAGGAGGUAGAGGUUUUCAAGGUCCCUACUCCAAUUACAUCCAUGAAGAUCUCAUCCAAAAGGCAACAGCUGUAUGUGUCAUCUGUGAUAGGGCUGACUCAGUUGGCUCUCCACCGGUGCGACGUGUACGGUGAGGCCUGUGCUGACUGCUGUCUGGCCAGAGACCCUUACUGUGCCUGGGAUGGCAAGUCCUGCUCCAGGUACUCUGCCUCGCAGAAGAGGUCUGACCCCUUUAGACGUAGCCGGAGGCAGGACGUCAAGUACGGGAACCCCAUUCGCCAGUGCCGAGGCUUCAACUCUAACACCAAUAAGAACACUCUGGAGAUGGUGCAGUAUGGGGUGGAGGGAAGCAGUACCUUCCUGGAGUGUCAGGCCCGCUCUCCACAUGCUGUUAUCAAAUGGCAUCUGCAGAGAGAUAACAGCGAUCGCAGAAAAGAGAUGCGUUCUGAUGGUCGGAUUUUGAAGACAGAACAAGGUCUACUCCUGCGAUCUCUGCAGCCCUCUGACUCCGGUAUGUACCAAUGUACAGCCACGGAGAAGAACUUCAAACACACACUGGUCAAGUUGCAGUUGGUGGUGCUGUCGAGCCGCGCUGUCAACAACGUGCUGGUGGAGGGUGGCGGAGGGCUGACGCCGUCCUCUCUCCACUCCAGCAGCACCCAGUGGACCCCCAGCGCAGGCCAGUACAAAGACCUGCUGACCAUCCUGAGCCAGCCAGAGAUGAGCCUCAUCAAUCAGUACUGCCAGGACUACUGGCAGUUCGGAGACCCACUGCUGGGUGCCCUCAAGGCCAAAGACCUGAAGGAGCUCAAGGAGCAGAAGAAACCCCGCAACCGCCGGCAUCAUGGGGAGGGGGAUGAGAACGAGGAGCAGGAAGACAUAGAGACAUGAGGAGCCCAGCUUUGUGUCUGAAACACCCUCAACCACCCUUCCCCCCACCCUGUGAAAACUGGGAGAGACUCAUUGAGAGUAGCAAACGUGAAAAAAAAUCCACAAACCGAAAAAAGGCAAACUGAGAAAAAAAAGGCUUACAAACAAAACCCCACAUACAUCCUCUCAAACAGUAAGAUAUAUGAUACACAGUAUUUAUUGUAGGUUGUAUAUAGUAUCAUUCUGUGGAUUUCUUUGUACUUAUAGAAAAAAACAUGCUCUUUGUGUAUAGGUACCUUUGGGGCAAAUAUUAUUGUUAUUAUUGAUGUUGUUAAUUUUAUUGUUGCUGUUACUGUCAUUACAAAACUCAUCUGUCAGCAUCAUAUGACCUCGGCGACUGUUUGGAAUGUGUUAUCAGGCAUGUAAGCUGUUAGCGAGCUGUGAGAAGUUUUGAUGGGGAAAUGAGUUGUUGAUAAGGGGUGAUGGGAUCUCUGUUGUUUCUUGCUUGUUUUGACUCGAUGCCAGGACUCUUUUCUUUGGACACUCCAGGAACGCCUGUGAUGCAACCCCUUCAUGGCUGCAUGCGGACAGAGACUUAAUAUUGCAAAGGGACCAUCGACACAUGGUCCCAGUUAUCAUGGGGAAACGAUCCUUUCUCUGUGGGAACCCAAGACGACUCCAAAUAUUCUCACUGGUGUAAUUGGGCCUUUUGGUAGGAAACUGGUGCUUGCCCCCCUUCUGUUUCCUCCUUGGUUGGAGGAUUGAUUGUGAAAUGAUGCGUCAUCUUUGCUACUUUUCAGCCCAGAUACGAAUUAGAAUUAUUUCAAUCUCAACUGUACUCUACUCUGAGUCACUUGCAGCUUCUUUUGGCCAUGAACUCAAGUUUCAGAAAGAUUCAUAGAUAAAAGAAGCAAGCAUCAGAUCACUUUUUAUUGAAGGUCUAGUGUGUAGGAUACAGUGGCAGCCAACUGAAACUUCUACCAUUUUCCAAAGGUGAACUAUUAACUCCAAAAUGAACAGACCAAGUCAUUUAAAGUGCUAAAAACACUGAAUAAAGCAGUUUCACAUAAAAAAAAGUUUUUAUAUCGCUGCGGCUGAUGUGAAAAUGUACAUGGCCCUAUCUAGAGCCAGUUUUUGGUUUGUCCAUUCUGGGCUACUGUAGAAACAAUAUGGCAGACUCCUUGGAAGAGGGUCUGCUUUGUACGUAGAUAUAAAUGGCUCAUUCUAAGGUAACAAAAAACCCCAACAAAUCUUAGUUUUGAGUAUACACAAAUGAAAACAUGGUUACGAAUAUAAUAUUCUAUUUCUGCCAACAUGUGCCCCUAAAUCCUACACACUGAACCUAUAAAUCUAUUAAUGGUUCAUCUUUUGAAAUGAGACUGAGGUGCAAUAAAGGGUCAAAGUUUGCACAAAGGGCAUUAUUCUUUUACUUUCAGGGGACAUUGGCUGGGGCCAAAUGCAACAAGCACACUCGGGCAAGUUAUAGUUGACUUCUGUUUAAAAAAAAAGAGAAAAAAAAACACCAAAAAAACAAAACAAAACAACAAAACAAAUCCAUCUCGAGCUGAAAAAGGUGUCCAGAUCAGGCAGCACUCGAGACAUAAUUUCUUCUUUCUUCUUUUGACAUUCAUAUGUGGUAAAAAAAAAUUGCCCAUAUACACAACAGAGCAUUGUAACAAUGUUGUGACACUAACCAAAAUAUUGGGAAGCUGGCUUUCAUUGUGUGCAUGAACCUGUAUUUGUACUGUAAUUCUGAUAAGAUACUGUGUGGUCAUUUCUUUUCUGUUUUUCAUCUCUAGGGGUGUACAGUAUGGUCUCUGAGGGACAUUCUCAGUAACAGGAAAAUGGGGAAAACAAAUGCUUUAAAGAUUUCAAUUACACCCUGUAUAAAGCAUGAUGCAUCUUUUCAUUGACAUUAAUAUAGAUUGUGUCAGAGCAUCAAGUGAAACAAUCUCACAUAUGCGUUUGGAUAGCACAGAAUUAGGAGAAAUAUCAUACAAUGGCAUAUUAAUGAUGUAAACAAAGGCAGUUUGAGUCAGAAAACAUGAGUAAUAGUUCUAUUGAUUAGAAUGUUUACACUCUAUUAAAAACACAAGUACAUCAGUGAAAGUAAUUUUCAUGAAUAAGAAUAUAUGAUCUUAAACAUCCGGAACAAUUCAUUUUCCCCUCACGUUGACAUUUCAAGGCUUUUAAAACACAUUGUCUAGCUUGUAUUCAGGCUGUCUUGAAUGCCUCUGGGAAGAUGCAUCUAUAAUUCAUACAGAGGUAUCUGUAUCCGCUCCUCAAUUUGGGAUGUCUGUCUGCAUUCCCAGAAUCAAUCACAGCCUCUGAUUGUCUCUUCCAAACGAGGCCAGGGGUUAUAUAGCAAAAAAUUAAAAAAAAUUAAAAAAUGCAAAGAAAGGUUGUACAAUUUGUUGGUAUUUUUAAAAAUGUGUCUGUAGUUUUUGAGUGUUUUUUUGUUUGUUUUUUAUUUUUGCAUCAUCAGACUUUAUGGAAAAAAAGAAAAAAAAACUAAAUGCACAAAGGUGAUGUUAUUGUAAUGACUUGUGUAAAUUACUCUAUCUUCCCUUUCCAUUGUUGUUGCUGACUAAUAAAUUAAAGCUCUAUAUUUUAUAAGAAUGGAAUGCUCCCCCCCUUCAUUGUGAUUGGCUUGAUACUGGAUGUUUUCCAUGUUCUGCCCAGAACCCUCUGGAUCCUUGGAAUAAAGUUGUACCUGUUAAA
Molecule: messenger RNA, 5617 nt
Organism: Epinephelus lanceolatus (giant grouper)
Lineage: Eukaryota; Metazoa; Chordata; Actinopteri; Perciformes; Serranidae
Source: RefSeq, a predicted model, not a curated record